ACUUUCCUUCUAAUCCCCGGAAACUAAAAUCUCUCUUCCCCCAACCUCACCCCCAUUGACCUCCGUCGUCCCACCACCGUACCCGGCCUCCGCACCACCCUAGGCCGUGGCCAAAUCCCUGCUCCACUGUUACUCUAACCCCAUCCGCCUCAUUAAACAUCGGAAACUCCAAUUACUAGAAAUGUCACCAUCGUACAUCAUACUCUAGCUGAAUCACCUCAUUUCUUACAGACCUUGUAAUUUUCUUGAAAUCUUGGAGAAAAUUUGCAAAACUAAGGAAGCCCAGUUGAGGAAAAGUGAAAAAUAAUGAUGGGCUAUGAGAACCAGGGCUACGAGGAAGCGCAUCUCUACGCGUCGAAAGAGCAAAUGGCGUCGAUAGUCCUAGCAGAUGAUUUCUCACCGCCAUCCGAUGGCUCGAAAUCGUUUCCUGACGACCCCCUCUCCUCAUCUCAGUUCGUUGAUAUCCCCACCAAUGACACUGAUCCUUUGCAGCCUUCCCCUUCGAAACAAGCCCUAAAUCCCAGUCCUAGUACAAUCCACUCCAUUCUUGAUCCCCCUUCUUAUGCAGAAGCCGUUUUCCGAUCUUUUGACUUCGAUUCUGUCGAUUCUGGUGACAUGAACGGCCAGGACGGCUCCGCAUUGGCAUCGCCUUCGUCUUCAUCAUACUACCUUAAAAUCUCAGUUUCGGAUCCACAAAGGGAGCUGGAGCAAUCAGCGUCUCUUGUGCCGGGAGGAAGUUCUUACUUUACGUAUUUGAUUACAACUUUUACAAAUAUGCCGGAGUUUAGUGGGACAGAAUUUAAUGUCAGGAGAAGGUUUAAGGAUGUUGUUGCACUAUCGGAUAGGUUAGCAGAGAGUUAUCGUGGGUACUUUAUACCUUUGAGGCCGGAUAAGAGUGUUGUUGAGAGUCAGGUGAUGCAGAAGAAUGAAUUUGUAGAGCAAAGGCGCGCAGCAUUGGAGAAGUAUUUGAGGCGACUAGCUGCACACCCGGUGAUAAGGAAGAGUGAGGAAUUACGGGUUUUCUUGGAGGCUUCUGGAAAAAUGACGCUGGUGAGGACAACUGAUGUAGCAUCAAGAAUGUUAGAUGGGGCGGCUAGGCUGCCGAAGCAGCUGCUUGGUGGAAAGAGUUUGGAUGGGGGCGCAUCCAAUAUGAGCGAGGUGACACAGCCCACCAAGGGUGGGAGGGACUUGUUGAGGAUUUUUAAGGAGUUGAAGCAAUCAGUGGCCAAUGAUUGGGGUGGAGCAAAGCCCCCAAUUGUCGAGGAUGAUAAGGAAUUUUUUGAAAAGAAAGCAAAACUGCAGGAUUUCGAGCAGCAACUGAUUAAUGUUUCUCAGCAGGCAGAGUCACUUGUGAAAGCCCAGCAAGACAUUGGAGAGACAAUGGGUCAACUGGGGCUAGCUUUUGUCAAAUUAACCAAGUUUGAGACAGAGGAGGCGAUUUAUGAUUCUCAAAGAGCAUGUGCUGCAGACAUGAAAAAUGUGGCUACAGCUGCAGUUAAAGCAAGCAGAUUAUAUCGGGAAUUAAAUGCUCAAACUGUCAAACAUUUGGACAAACUUCAUGAAUAUCUCGGGAUGAUGCUAGCUGUCAACAAUGCCUUUUCAGACCGAUCAAGUGCUUUUCUGACUGUACAAACUCUUUUAUCAGAUUUGUCAUCAUUGCAUUCAAGAAUAGAAAAACUUGAAGCUGCUUCAUCGAAGAUAUUUGGUGGGGACAGCUCAAGGAUUCGGAAAAUAGAGGAGCUGCGAGAAACUGUAAGAGUAACAGAGGAAGCUAAAACUUGUGCAAUCAGAGAAUAUGAACGAGUCAAGGAAAAUAAUAGAAAUGAACUUGAGAGACUAGAUAAAGAGAGGCAUGAUGAUUUUGUGAACAUGCUGAAAGGAUUCAUUGUCAAUCAGGCUGGAUAUGCUGAGAAGAUGGCAAGUGUUUGGGAGACAGUUGCUGAAGAAACGAGUGGAUAUGCAAAAAAAUGAUAGCAGGAGAGCUGGUCGUAAAUAUUUGUUUUUCUUGUUAGCUUUUCUUCAUUGGUAUUAAACCCUUUUUCCCUCUGUUAUCCUUUGUACUUGAGGCGUAUAUUCUAGUUGAACACACAGAAAUGUUGAUAAAAUUAGUGAGCUGUUGUUUCUCUGAAGUUAGUGAGGGAGAUUCUUCUCAUCUUCAUGUAGACUAAACUAAUUGAGUUUCUUGCUCAUAUUUCAUGCUUAUUGUCUACUUCUAAACAGCU
Messenger RNA from Sesamum indicum (sesame), 2222 nucleotides. RefSeq names its product sorting nexin 2B. The record is from RefSeq and is a predicted model, not a curated record. Gene Ontology annotation, molecular function: phosphatidylinositol binding. NCBI's taxonomy places the organism in Eukaryota, Viridiplantae, Streptophyta, Magnoliopsida, Lamiales, Pedaliaceae.